Messenger RNA from Nylanderia fulva, 2713 nucleotides. Its product is annotated as neuropeptides capa receptor. Gene Ontology annotation, biological process: neuropeptide signaling pathway. NCBI's taxonomy places the organism in Eukaryota, Metazoa, Arthropoda, Insecta, Hymenoptera, Formicidae. Gene Ontology annotation, cellular component: plasma membrane. The record is from RefSeq and is a predicted model, not a curated record. Gene Ontology annotation, molecular function: neuromedin U receptor activity.
UUAUACGCGACAUUCUAUCGCGGAUGACGGUUCGUUGAUUUAACAUUUCCUUCCUCUCGUGGUGGACAUCCAACUACUCUGGCGUAUCGGUUUGACGGCGCCAAGUGACAGGUCAAAAUAGCGUGUUAGUGGGUCACCUUGUAUAAUUUGUAACGAUAGAUGUUUCUAUAGGAAUUACAAACAUUCGCGUACUUUUCGAGCAGUCGAUAGGUGUUUGGUGUCAGAAGUCAUCACGAAGUGAUAGACUGUAAACAAUACGUUUUUCAGCCUGAAUUCGUAAUUUCGAUUAUAGCAAAUUAAAAGAUUAAAAGUGAAAUUGAUUGUUGCAAUUACAGGCUCUUCGAUAAUUGAAGAUUCUACGAAGAGUUAUUAAGUGUGCAAAAAUAAAAGACAAAAACAAUUACAGCGAUGUGUGCCGACUUGACAGUUGUGUGUUGUGUGAUGUUUGAGCGAUAAGAUUAAAUCGUCAAGUGGCAAAUAAAUGUGCGCGUCGUCCCUCUAUAGAUUCUUUCAGUUAUUACAAUUAUAAUCUAAUUAAAAUUAUAACUUUUAUUAAAUUAUAAUUAUAAUUUUUCGCCAAUCGAUACAAUUGUAUUCUUAAUACAAACGAAAGCAUCUUUACGAGGAAUGUUUGUUUCGGUCGGGUAGCAAGAAACGAACACAGACUCAUACUUUUAUUAUAGCAUCUCACUCAAUUUGCAAUUCGAGAAAUAGCUCUUCAAAGAUCAAUAAGAACAUUGUGUUCAUUCGGAAAUUCAAACAUUUAGAAAAUAAGAUUAAUUCAAUCGCAUACUAUCUCAGAAUUCGAUUAGAGAGGAGGGAGAGACAUAAUUAUCGUCGUGAUCCCUUCCAUCUUUCUCAAAGAUUGCGGCAGAAGAAAAUUUCGAGCACCUCCGUGACAAGUGGGUGACCCAUUAACAAUCCGUCAUCGGAAGGUUUAUUGACUCGACGCGGGUUUAUCAAGAUCGCGAGUCGGUGUUGCUUCUUUAUUUGCGCGCGACACACCGCGAUAUCAGAGAAUGUGCAUACGCGAAAGGAAGUAUCGUCGCUCCGUCGCCAGGAUGAAUCGAACGGAGGUGUGAACAAUCGAUCGGUUCGGAUCCUUCGUCAUGGGGACGUCGAGCGAGGACGAAAACGGGACGCUCGAUUUCUGGCGGGACUGGGACCUGAGCAACCUGACGGAGCUCGAGUACCUGAAUAAGGUGCUGGGACCCAGGUACUUGCCUCUGAGCUUGGUGAUACCGCUCACGAUCGCCUAUUUGCUCAUCUUCGUCUCUGGUGUCUUCGGUAACGUCGCUACGUGCACGGUCAUCAUCCGAAACUCAUCUAUGCAGACCGCCACCAAUUACUAUCUUUUCAGUCUGGCCAUAUCCGACCUCACUCUACUUAUUCUGGGUCUUCCCAAUGAGCUGAGCGUAUUUUGGCAGCAAUAUCCAUGGGCUCUCGGCGUAGGACUUUGCAAAAUUCGGGCGUACGUGUCGGAGAUGUCAUCCUACGUGUCAGUUCUUACAAUCGUAGCGUUCUCAAUGGAGAGAUAUUUGGCCAUCUGUCAUCCUUUGUACGUGUAUUCGAUGAGCGGUCUCAAAAGAUCGACGCUUUUCAUCCUUGCGGCCUGGUCGAUUGCGAUCAUCUCGGCUCUACCGUUUGCAAUUUAUACCAAGGUCAAUUUCGUCGAAUAUCCGCCAGAAUCUGGGAAUUACUCAGCUGAUUCGGCGAUUUGCGCGAUGCUUCUCCCCGAUAUGCCAAAAUUUCCCCUUUACGAACUCAGUUGUAUCGUAUUCUUUUUGAUACCGAUGCUCGUAAUUCUUGUGGUUUAUACGAGGAUGGGAUUGAAAAUAAAGAAUAGUAUGGAGAAAAUACUUGGUCCAAUACAGGGCUCUGUUCACGGCGAUUCUCAACAAACUCAAUCUAGAAAAUCCGUCAUCAGGAUGUUAAGCGUGGUCGUUAUCAUGUUCUUCCUCUGCUGGGCUCCAUUUCAUGCCCAACGUCUGCUUUACAUCUACGCACAAGACUCGGAUUAUUAUCCGGAUUUAAAUGAAUGGUUGUAUAUUCUCAGCGGUUGUCUGUAUUAUUUCAGCACCACCGUAAAUCCUAUUCUUUAUAAUUUGAUGAGCAUGAGAUAUCGUCAAGCGUUCAAACAAACGAUAUGCUGUCGAACAAAGGGUCCGACAAAUAAAAUUUUCAUGGAUAAAGGAUCUCAUCUCAGACGUGACUCUGCGAAUAAAGUUCACGAUCGAAGCGUUAUAUGUUCUAUUAGGCAUAGCAUUGCUCAAGUCAAAGAGAUAUUCUGUUUUACAUCGAGCAGACAAGAAAAUGCCAAGAAUAGAAAUAGCGAAAACGUAAGCAAUUUUCCUCAAAAUGCUUGCUUACUACAAAAGGAAGAUUCAUCCUCGGUGUUUCUCUUUGAACGAGGACAUUUACUCGUUCGCCAACAACUUAGUAAUGAAAGCACAACGUCCACGAGAAGAUCGGAAGAUAUGAUUUCCGUAGCUAAAACCAGUCUGUGAUCUAUUUUUAUUCGCUGCAUUAAAACAGAUGUAGCGCAUAACUUGUAAAUAAUUAGUUUGAACUAUUGAUUAUAAGUGUUACAAGAAUUUUACAACAUCAUUUAACAUUGUAAAUAACUAUCAAUUAUAAUAUAAUUAUACACCAAAAUAAUAAUGCAUCAAAAUUUUAUAUUAUUUAUUCUAGAAUAAACUUUUACACAUCAUGA